Messenger RNA from Bactrocera dorsalis (oriental fruit fly), 1518 nucleotides. Its product is annotated as SAFB-like transcription modulator. The coding region runs from base 1 to 1518 and encodes 505 amino acids. The record is from RefSeq and is a predicted model, not a curated record. The transcript has a single exon. NCBI's taxonomy places the organism in Eukaryota, Metazoa, Arthropoda, Insecta, Diptera, Tephritidae. Gene Ontology annotation, molecular function: RNA binding; sequence-specific DNA binding. Gene Ontology annotation, cellular component: nucleus. Gene Ontology annotation, biological process: regulation of transcription by RNA polymerase II; regulation of mRNA processing.
AUGGUACAUGACAACGAGCAGAUGAAGAACAUAGAGAAAAUGCUGCGUCUUCGUCAAUGCUUAAAAGGCGAAGCUGCACGAGUAAUACAGCAUUUUCAAAUUUCGUCAAAAAAUUAUGAAGCUGCAUGGAGUCUACUUAAGAAAAAGUAUGACAAUCAGCCAAUUCUGUUUAUCGUACCCAAAUUAUCUACAACUGCGACGAAACUAACUAAUGCAGUACAAAAGAUUGAACACGAAAAACUUAUAAAAAUUCCACUACUCUCUCUAUCUUCUGUUGAGGAAAAAACAACAGAAAUAAUAGAAAAAGAUAGGAAGGAAAAUGAAGCUGAAGAAGAGUCACUUGAAGAACUUCGUAAGCCUUCAAAAACUGAGGAAUCUCACAAUCUCAUAUCUCUUCCGGCAGGCUCACAUUUUGGAGAAAUGUGGGACAGUGAAGUCCAGACGAAAUCGUUUGGAAAUAAGGACGAAACUGAAGUAAUUCAAUACAUUUUAGAAGACAAGCUGCGCGUAGCGGAAAUUACUUUUAAGGAGCAAGGCACAUUUAACGAUGUGAACAAUAAAAUGUCUCCUUUGGAAAUUGAGGAGAAUGCAAAAGAUGAAAUAAAAUAUCUUGCAGAAAGAGAUGUUGAAGUUGAUAACGGAUGUGUUUCAAACGAUGAUCCAGAGGGGGAAGAGGAAAAUGCAGGCGAAUCGAAUGAGAAAUCGAUAAAUGUAACUAUUGGUGAAGACGAACAAAAACUUUUGCAUGAUGAGGCACCGGAUAAAAAGGAAAAAUGUACCGAUGCAGAAGGUGAUACUACCGGCAAGAAUUCAGCGCAAAAGAGUACAAAAACGGUUGCAGCUUUGUAUGACACAAGAACAUCCAAGAGUGGAUCCAGCAGCAGUAAAUGCAGCAAGUAUGAUGACGAUAAAUCAAAGAGAAAAGAUAAAAAGUCCGGCGACAAAAAGGAUAAAGACAUUAGUGAACAAAAAUCAUCUUCAAACAAGUCUUCGCAGAAGGAUGACAAAGAAACGUCUUCAGUGAAUAUCUCUACAAAAUCGUCGUCCACAAGAAAGCAGACAACACCUUCACGUAAUCUUUGGAUAUCCGGGUUAUCUUCAUUAACGAGAGCCAGGGAUCUGAAAACUAUAUUUUCUAAAUAUGGAAAAGUUAUCGGAGCCAAGGUGGUCACCAACACCGGUACACGUUGUUAUGAUUACGUAACAAUGCCAUCAUCGUCGAAUGCCAGUCGUUGCAUUGAGAAUUUGCAUCAUACCGAACUCCAUGGACGGAUAAUAUCAGUAGAGCUCACUAAAAACGAAAUCAGCAACUCAACAAGUGUCGCCAAAACACGAGUGGAUAAAACAAAAAUAGAUCCAGUUGGAAAAGCGGAUGUAGUAACAACCAUUUGGGAGUUACUAAUACCAUGGCAGCUUGCGUUAAAACAAACGGACAAGCUAAAAACCAAACGACGACUACAAACUGCAAUCACUUUCCCAGCAGUCACUUUUGCCGCCCGGGAGAAUGUUCAAAAUUGA